Messenger RNA from Fusarium graminearum PH-1, 771 nucleotides. RefSeq lists its product as uncharacterized. The transcript has 5 exons. Lineage: Eukaryota; Fungi; Ascomycota; Sordariomycetes; Hypocreales; Nectriaceae. The record is from RefSeq and is a predicted model, not a curated record. Bases 1 to 771 code for a protein of 256 amino acids.
AUGGAUGUUCAGCUUGGGUCCUCUCAUCACACUGGAUGUCUCGCAAACAUUUGGGAACACCGUCUGGAGUGCUCUGUUUGCCCGGAAACUUGGCACAUAAAAACCCGAACCCCUGAGAACGAUCAUCACUUGCGUCAGAUUAUCUCCCCGUUCUUGGACGGAGAUUGCUUCAAGGGAAGCGACUCCCAGAAACUAGCGGGACAUUCCCGAGCUCUUUGUGAAGGUCUGCUACAUGAGCAAUCGUUGUUGGUGAACGACCCUUUCUUCCAGGAACAGCCAGAUACGCCAAAAAUAUAUGGUUCAGCUGUCCCGACACAGUUCCCCUACGAUUUCGCCUUGCACAAGUGUGAAUGUUAUAUCGUCACAUAUCAGAUUAUCCUCAUAAUCAUUCGUAUCCACUCCUGUCGUGCAAAGUUCGCUUGCCGCGAUGGCCAUGACCAGACUAGUUGUCUCGGCACGUAUGAAGGAAUGGGAUCCAUCACGUUCCGUGCUACCGGGAUGGGCGAGGAAUUCAGUCUAAUAGACCAGUGCGAUUGGGGGGGGAUGAAUGAUGAAUGGUCUCGAUCUUUAGUUGCUCCGCCUUAUGGCACGAUUCCCGUUUCGUCAGUGCUCAGGCUAGACAGCUUGCAUUGGCGUGACGUUUAUGCUAGCCUUAUCAUCAAGCUUCCUGGCACACCUGACAAGAGGCGUAAGGGUAGGGCUCCACCAGCGGUAGACGCCAUCAACCUGUGGUCCACCGAGUUAAUUUGGCACACGGAUGGCUUGCGAUAG